Molecule: messenger RNA, 942 nt
Organism: Drepanopeziza brunnea f. sp. 'multigermtubi' MB_m1
Lineage: Eukaryota; Fungi; Ascomycota; Leotiomycetes; Helotiales; Drepanopezizaceae
Cellular component (GO): cytoplasm
Molecular function (GO): zinc ion binding
Source: RefSeq, a predicted model, not a curated record
AUGGCUUCCUCAUCACGCUCGGAACCUCCGGAAGAUGCCAGCUUCACAACCAUGGACGAGAAAGACCCGACUCUAAUCGGCAUUCACUGUCAAUACACAUAUUGUAACCAACUCGACUUUCUGCCCUUCCGCUGCGAAUCAUGCCGCGGUACCUACUGUCUCGACCACCGCUCAGAAACGGGGCACCAGUGUCACAAAGCCGGAGAGUGGGCCGCGCAGAGGCGGCGAGCGAACCUCUCGACGCCCUCCCUCGGCGCAGGCAAGAUGAUGGCCGAGGUCGAGAAGCCCUGCGCUUCGCCUGCAUGCAAAACCUUGAUCGGCACAAGUCUCUCGACCUCGGUGCAUUGUUCUACAUGCAAUCGGGACUACUGUCUCAAGCAUAGGCUGAAGGAGGAUCACGACUGCACGAAUCUCGUUCCGAUCGGGGCACGGGUGAGCAAGUUUGAUACUCAGGCCGAUAAUGCGAAGAAUGCGCUGGAGAGGUUGCGAGCUUGGGGGACGGCGCAGAAGGCCAGUAUGGCUACGAGGGUUCUGCCGAAGCCGAAAUCGACGUCGGCGGCCGCGAGGGUGGUCGCUGUGAAUAAACUGAAGAAGACGGCGAAAGGGGACGACAAAAUCCCAGUGGAGAAACGAGUAUAUUUGUAUGUGGAAGCGGAAGCGGCUACGACAUCGUCGAAGUUUCCAAGUGGCGCGUUCUACUACUCGAAGGACUGGGUGAUGGGUAGAGUGCUAGAUGCUGCGGCCAAGAGUCUGCAGGUCAAUAAUGUCAAUAACCAGGCGAUGGACGAGAGGGAGAAGCUAAGGGUCUUUCAUGUCGAGGGAGGGAGGCUGCUGGAGUUCAAUGAGAAGGUCGGGACGGCGCUAGUUAGUGGCAACAGGAUUGUGUUGCUGAGAGGUGUCGGACCUGCAGUGCCGGAUCUGAUAGACCUGACGAGGAAUUGA